Messenger RNA from Phymastichus coffea, 789 nucleotides. RefSeq lists its product as uncharacterized. The coding region runs from base 1 to 789 and encodes 262 amino acids. The transcript is spliced from 3 exons. NCBI's taxonomy places the organism in Eukaryota, Metazoa, Arthropoda, Insecta, Hymenoptera, Eulophidae. Gene Ontology annotation, molecular function: N-acetyltransferase activity. The record is from RefSeq and is a predicted model, not a curated record.
AUGGCAAAAAUGUUGACGAGGCUGCUUUCGGCAAGCACCGCUGCGAGAAUUCGUGGCCCCGUGCGCAACCUCUUCUGCCCGUCUAAGCAGCCAGCAGAGUAUCAAGUCCGACUGGCCUAUCCAUGUGAUUACGAUCGCGUUAUGGGAUUCAUGGUGGAGACAUACUUCAGCAGUGAGCCAUCGUUGGUAAACGCAGGUUUAGCCAGCCAACUGACUCCGACGUUAAUGCAUCAAAUGUACUCGGCGAUUGGCGGUGGAAUGACGAUCAUAAUCGAGGACAGACAUACGAAUUGCGUGGUCGGAGCAUCGGUGAACGUGGAUAUGCGUCGCGAGGACGUCGGCAAGCAAGAGAAACUAGCCGCCUCGUGCGCCGAGUGCAAGAGAGUCAAGGAUCUGUUGGCUUUCUACGCGUUCUGUUCGAGGCAGUGCGAUCCGUGGAGGAAUUACUGCGUGGACAGACUGUUCGAGUGUGCUUACGUAGCCGUGCAUCCCAAACAUCAAGGCAAAGGCUUGGCAAAGAGACUCGUCGAGGAGAGCUGGGUACUCGCUAGGGACACUGCUUACCGACUGUUUCGCAUAGACUGCACCAGCAGCUACACGACACGUCUGGCCGAGAGCUUCGGCUGGCAAUGCGUGUUUCGGAUGCCGUACUGUCGUUACAUCGCCGACGGCGGUGAGUUCGUCUUUACGAGGAUCGUACCACCGCACACGGAGAUGCGUAUAUUCGUCGAUCAGUUGAAUCACUACGACACGUAUUAUCCACCAACGAAGAAGCGAAGUAAAAGCUAG